CGGAUUUGUUCUCCCAGAAUGCCUUUUACUUCCUCUUCCCUUCCGCGGCCUGAACAUCUCUGAAAAUGGUCCGCUACUCUCUCGACCCGGAGAACCCGACUAAAUCAUGCAAGUCGAGGGGCUCAAACCUUCGUGUUCACUUCAAGAACACCCGCGAGACCGCCCAGGCCAUCAAAGGCAUGCACAUCCGCAAGGCUAACAAGUACCUGAAGGAUGUGAUGGUCAAGCACCAGUGUGUUCCCUUCCGUCGUUACAAUGGUGGUGUUGGCCGUUGUGCUCAGGCAAAGCAGCAUAACUGGACUCAGGGACGCUGGCCCAAGAAGAGCGCAGAGUUCCUGCUCCACAUGCUGAAAAAUGCAGAAAGCAACGCUGAGCUCAAGGGUUUGGAUGUGGACUCUCUGGUGAUUGAGCACAUCCAGGUGAACAAGGCCCCAAAGAUGCGUAGGCGUACUUACCGUGCCCAUGGACGCAUCAACCCCUACAUGAGCUCCCCAUGCCACAUCGAAAUGAUCCUCACUGAGAAGGAACAGAUCGUUCCCAAACCAGAGGAGGAGGUGUCUCAGAAGAAAAAGAUUUCUCAGAAGAAACUGAAGAAGCAGAAGCUUAUGGCUCGGGAGUAAAUGUAAAUAAAGUCCAACAUUCGUACUACA
Messenger RNA from Megalobrama amblycephala (Wuchang bream), 650 nucleotides. RefSeq names its product ribosomal protein L17 (gene rpl17). Bases 66 to 620 code for a protein of 184 amino acids. Gene Ontology annotation, molecular function: structural constituent of ribosome. Gene Ontology annotation, cellular component: ribosome; cytosolic large ribosomal subunit. The transcript has 7 exons. Gene Ontology annotation, biological process: cytoplasmic translation. NCBI's taxonomy places the organism in Eukaryota, Metazoa, Chordata, Actinopteri, Cypriniformes, Xenocyprididae. The record is from RefSeq and is a predicted model, not a curated record.